This is a messenger RNA of Saccoglossus kowalevskii, 1224 nucleotides long. RefSeq names its product cyclin-Q-like. Gene Ontology annotation, molecular function: cyclin-dependent protein serine/threonine kinase regulator activity. Gene Ontology annotation, biological process: regulation of transcription by RNA polymerase II. Lineage: Eukaryota; Metazoa; Hemichordata; Enteropneusta; Harrimaniidae. The record is from RefSeq and is a predicted model, not a curated record.
AUGGCGGAAUGUCGAUCUAUGACGGUGGCAAGGUCUACAUCACGAGAAACCAGAACUCAUUUUAAAGUCAUAACUUAUAUGCUGGAGUCUGGCACCAAACUUCAGAUGGACUCUGUUCCCAUGGCAACUGCUUGUCUAAUUUAUCACCGUUUCUUCAAGGAGUGUUUGUUGGAAAACCACGAUCCUUACCUCAUAGCAUCGUCAUCUAUAUAUCUUGCUGCUAAAGUAUGUGAACAACAAAUCCGACUGCGAGAUAUACUCAAUGUUUGCUAUAGGACAUUGCAUACAGACAGGCCUCCACUGGAAAUCAACGAUGAGUACUGGGAGCUGAGGGAAAGCCUCGCCAACUGUGAACUACUAAUGUUAAGAGUUCUGAAAUUUCAAAUAGCAUUUGAGCUACCUCAUAAAUAUUUACUUCAUUAUCUGGUUUCACUGAAAGACUGGCUGAGUCCUUCAGUGUGGGCGGAUACACCGAUUGCCAAAACUGCCUGGGCGUUGUUACGCGACAGUUAUCACAGUGAUUUGUGUCUUAGAGUGAAGCCGCAACAUCUUGCUGUGACCGUACUUUAUUUUUCACUACAAUGCAAUGGUGUUGGAGUUCCUUUCAAUGACGAUGCUGACAAACAGUGGUGGCAGGUAUUUUGCGAAGACAUCGUGGAAAGUAAAAUUCAAUCUAUCAUAGUUGAACUUAUUAACAUGUAUGCUAUGGAAAUGAAUGUGUGACCUGAUAUGGAAAUACUAAGACUCCAGUACAUGUAGUCCACACACAAUUAUGUGAUAUUUUGAGACAUUGUAUGUUUACAUCAUUUUUGAAAUGUAUAAGAAGUCAAAAUUUGUGUUCAUCUCAGUUUUUCAGCCUUUCUCUGCGUUGAAUGACAUAGUUGUGUAAUAUUUCCAGCUCGAAGAACUGUCAAUCAGGAGUUGAUUAGUCUAGAAUGUUCCUUGCGCUGUUUGGCAUUGCGAAUGCAUUCCACUCCACUAAUGCCUAGGUACAAUGCUAGUGAUAUCUCAUUACAAUUUCAAUUUAUGCUUAAUGUCACACACCAUCGGAUAUCCAGAGCUUACUUUCUGAGGCGAGUGAUCACUGUACUCCACUAUCAAGACCCAGGAAAUUGAGGUAAUCCAUAUAACUUUGAAGAUAUUUUAAUUCAAUUUUAAUACUCAUUGGCCAGUUUAAAUAUAGCGCCAUUGCGGUUCUACAUGACUAUGAUUUUCAGAUGAUUG